AUGUCGACUCCUAUCAGGACUUCUAAAAUAUGGGAAACAAGUUCAGAAGGAGGAUUGACACCACCACCAUCAAACACACAAACAUCUCAUUUUAUUACAGUUGAUCAGUACAAUAAAACAGUUACUGAGCUUCAAAAUCAGUUAUUUAAUUAUAAAAUGAAAAUUGACGAUCUAAGAAUACAUAACAAUGAGGAAAUUAUACGAUUAAAAAAGAUAAUUGCAAAAUAUGAAGGACCGUCAAAUGAAAUAUUAACAAAAAACUCAACAUCAAGUAGCAAUUCAUCACUAUCUCCAAAUUCACCAAGUAGAGAAGGUAAUUUAGCUAGAUCUUUAAUAGAUUCUAGUAGCAGUUUUUUAAAUCAUAACGAUUUGAUCGAAAAACUCGAAAUAGCAUCGAAAGAAAACGAUGAAUUACGAAAAGAAAUAGAAGGAUUUCAUGAACUUUCUAGAUCUCUACAAAAUCAGCUUGAUGAAAAAAUAAAUCAAUGCGAUGCACUAGUUAAUGAAAAAAAGUCAUCAGAUAAAAAUAUCGAUCAACUGAAAAAACAAAUUGAGCAGCUUAAAUCACAAUUUAAAUUAGAAACCUCAAGAUAUGAAAAACAAAUCGAUGUUUACGAGCUUGAACUUGCAAAAUUAGCAGAUGAACAUAAUAAUAAGAAUGAUCAAUCUAAUACAUCAAAUUCUGAAUCUGAAAUCAAUAAAUUAAAACAACAAUUGAUUAAAUUACAAAAUGAUUUGGAUGAAGAGCGAGUAAAGAGUGUAGCAACCGAAGACAGACUAACAAAAUUCAGAGAGGAGUCAUCAAAAGCUAUUUCAACAUUAAAAUCCCAAAAUUCAAAUCUUCAAGAGCAGCUUUCCCUUUCAAAGAUAGAGCAAAACUCUGCUCAAAAUGCUGGAAAUGAUGAAUUAUUGAAGAUAAAAUCAGAAAUCGAUGACAAAAACAACGAAAUUAAAAAUCUCCAACAAGAAAUUUCAAAUUUUGAGGAAGAAAAUGCGAAUUUAAAUGCUAAAAUAACAGAAUUAGAGAAGUCUGCAAAGAAAUCAAUACAAACAAUUUCGAUUCUCGAGAAAGAAAUUGAUGAUUUAUCUGAAGAAUUAGAAAAGCAACAAGUGACGAAGACAGAAUCUAAUUCAGAUGAUUUUCAGAAGCAAGUUGAAGCAGUGAGACUCGUGAAAGAGGAAAAUGAUCAAUUAAGGGACCAAAUCAAUCAGCUGACAGUAUACAAAGAAAAAAUGAACUCAAUUCUAAAAGAAAACCAAAAUCUCAAGUCGGAGUACAUCAAAAUGAAGGACGAGAACACAUUACUAAGAGAAGAAAAUGAGAGAAUUAUGGAAGAAUCAAAUGCCGCGAAAGAAAAUCUCAAGAAAGAGAACGAAAACCAGAAAAAUGAAAUUUCAUCACUAACAAAUGAAGAUGAACUUUAUAAACUUAGAGAAGAAAAUGACAAAUUAAUUAAAAGCAGGGAGGCACAGAAUGAAAUCAUUCAGAAACUCAAUAAUGAAAUGAAUCAAAUGAAAGAGAAAGAAAAAGAUUUCGACAAAUUGGCACAAGAAAAGAAAUUACUCAAAGAUGAAAAUGAUAGAUUAAUUAACUCAGAAAUGGAGGAGUUGGAUAAAUACAAGAAAGAAAACCAAGAUCUCAACAAUGAAUUACAAAGAAUCAAAAACGAAAGACAGGAGAAUGAAAAUAAGGAAAAUAAUUUGAAACAAGGAAACGAACAACUCAACGAAGAAUUGCAAAGAACAAAACAAACAGUAAUAAACAAAGAAGAAGAACUUAAGAAAGUACGAGAUGAAGCUGACAAAUUAAGAAAAAAAAUAGAAGAGUUAAAAGAGAAACAACAAAAUCAAAUUAACGACAACGAAGAACUAAGGAAAGAAAUUAAAUCAAGUGAAGAAAAAAUGAAAGAAAUUCAAUCAGAGAAUGAAAUUCUGAAGAAGCAGAUAGAGAAAGAAGAUGAAAAUUCAUCAAAUAUCAGCGAUGAUUUACAGAAAUUAGUGAAUAAAUCACUGGUAAAAGAAUCAAUCGAUGAAAAUAAUGAUGUGGAAACAAUCGAAAAUCUAAAGAAGGAAAUCGAAGAUCUGAAAAAAGAGAAGGAUAAUUUUGAUUCAAUCAGUAUAGAAAAUGAAGAUCUUAGAAGUCAAGUAGAAGUAUUAAUAAAAGUAGAAGAUGAAAGAAAUCAAAUGUCAGAAGAACUUGAAAAACUAAGAGCAAAUUACAAUGAACUUCAAUCGCAGAUUUCGAAACAAAAUUUUGAAAAUAAUAAAGAGACUAUUGAAAAAUUGAUUGGAGAAAAAUCUAAACUUCAAGAAGAAUUAGAGUCAAUUAAGAAUGAACUAGAUUCAAUCCAAGUAGAGAAAAUUGAGUCAGAGAAUGAAUCAAGCUCAAAGAUCAUUGCCUUAACAGAAGAGAUUGAUGAACUCAAGAAUCAAAUUAAUAAUAUAUCAGAACAGAAAUCAACAUUAGAAUUCACAAUUGAUGAAAUCAAAGCCCAAAACGAAUCAGAAAUUUCGCAGCUUAAGAAAGAGAAUGAAGAUUUAAAUAGUAAAAUAGAGAGCUUAUCUAAAGAAAAUAAUGAACUUAAGACUGAAAUCGAAAAUAUCCAAAAUUCCCAUUCAUUAAGCCUGCUAGAAACAGAGAUGAACAACAAAUUAACGAAUCUUAAUGAGGAAAAUGAUAUGCUGAAGAAUGAAAACGAAAACAUCAAAAGAGAAAAAGAAGAAACUCUAGCUGAAAACAAAUCACUAAAAGAUACAUUAGAUUUCUUCGAGAAGAAUUUGACAAAAAUUAAUGAACAAAACAAAGAUAAAACCGAAGAAUUAGAUAAACAAAAGAGAAUCGUGCUGACUUUGACAGGCGAAAAUAAUGAAUUGAAAUCUAAACUAGAUAAAAUUAAAAAUGAUUAUGAAUUAUUGCAAAAAGAGAAUGAAAAACUCGAAUCAGAUAUUGACAAUCCCCAAAAUUUGAGCUUACUUGAAGAGAUGAACAGCAAACUUACUGCAUUAACAGAAGAAAAUAAAAAACUUAAGGAAGAAAUAGAAGAUUUACAAGCAGAAAAUGAAGCACUUCAAAACACACAUUCAUUAAGCUUGUUAGAAACAGAAAUGAAUUCAAAGCUUACAAGUUUGACUGAAGAAAAUGGAAAACUCAAAAAAGAAAACGAAAAACUUAAGAUUGAUUUACAAAAUAAUUCAAUAGAAAAAGAAUUAAAAUUAAAAUUAACAAAACUUACAGAAGAAAACGAGAAACUUGGCAAAGAAAGCAAAGAAUUAAAACAAAUUAUUGAUCAAAUGAAUGAUACUCACUCAUUAAGUCUUCUUGAAACAGAGAUGAAUAAUAAACUCGCUUCCUUAUCUGAAGAAAACAACAAACUCAAAGAAGAAAACAACAAACUCACGAAAUCAAAUGAAAAAGCAAAGACAGAGUAUCAAUCUCUCAAAACAAUUGUUGAUGAAUACGGAAACGAUUACGAAGAAAUGAAACAAAAAAUCGAAGAUCUUAGCUUCGAAAAUCAAAAUAUGCAUUCGAAAAUUGAGUUCUUAACACAAGAAAACAAAGAAAUGAAAGAUGAAAUUGCUAAAUUAAACCAAAACAGCGGAGAUGAUGACUACAACAAACAAGAAGUGAUUGAAUUAAGAGAUGAAAAUGAAUCAUUAAUACACGAAAAUUCGAAUCUAAAACUUGAAAUUGAAAAAAUGAAAUCAAAGUUAACAACUUUUUCACCGAAAGAAAAAGUAGAAAUUCUUCAACAAGAAAUAGCACAAUUAACAUCCAAAAAUAAAGAAUUAGAAGAAGAAAUAAAUCAAUUAAAGAACAACAACAGCAGCUUUUUAUCUUAUAGCUCCCUUCUUAAAACUCCUCAACCACAGACAUCAAAAAAGGGAAUAAAAUUAAUAAAUACAACAUCAGUUCUGUCGACAAACAAAAAUGAAAGUGAUGAGAAUCUUGAAAACUUGAAUGAAAGUUUGUUGCAGACUAUCGAAAAUCUGAGACAUGAAAAUGAUAAUUUGACUCAAGAGAAUAUUAAAUUGAAAUCUCAGAAAUCUCUGAAACUUCUUCAAGACAUUAAAUCACAGCUUGAGUUAAAAGACAACGAAAUUAAUGAACUAAAAUCCAAAAUUAAUGAUCUGAGCGAGAAAAAUGAGCAAAUCACCAAAAUCAACGAGAGCUUACAGCUUCGUUCAUCACCAACAAAAACAAAGAGCCUCGAAUUGGAAAGAGAUAAAUUGCUUGAAAGAGCUGCCAAAGCAGAGUUAGAAUUAGAAGAUAUUAAAUCCAGACUCGAUUCACUAGCAAAGGAAAACGACACCCUCAAGCUAAGACCUUCUCCAAGAAAGGUUAAAAGCGUUGAAGCAGAAAGAGAUAACCUACUUGCAAGAACAACCAAGGCAGAACUUGAUUUAGAGGAUGCUAAAACAAAAAUCAAUGAUUUGACCAAAGAAAAUAACAUUCUCAAGCAAAGACCUUCCCCAACAAAGACUAAGCAUAUUCAAAUAGAAAGGGAUCAUUUACUUGAUAGAGCAACAAAAGCCGAGAAGCAACUGGAGGAAAUGAAAGAAAAUAUUUCUGAAUUGAGUAUUGCAAAAGAAGAAUUAGAUUCACAACUUGCAAAUUGCCAAAAGGAAAUUAACAGAAUGACAGAAGUAGAUGAGAAUCUUAAGAAAAAAUUAAACGAUAUGGACAUUAUUUCUGAUGCUGUAUCGAAAAUAAGUAGAGCAAAGGACCAAAAAGAAUUGAAUACAAAGAUCGAAGAACUGCAAAAAGAAAAUCAGAAAUUACAAACAAAGAAUGCUGAACUAGCAGAAGAAAUAAAUUCUAGUAAAUUUUCUCCAAGACAAAGCAAAACAAUUCAAGAAUUUAGACAGAAAUUCGAAGAAAUUUCCAAAGAAAAUGAAAAACUAAACAAAAGAAUUUCUGAAUUGGAGUUUGAGAGGAAUAGCAACAACACUUCAACAAAGAUAAACCGUCAAAAGAUAUCAGAGCUGGAAAAUAUUAAUUUUUCAAUGCAGAAGCAAAUAGUUUCUCUCGAAAACGAAAAAAAAUUCACCAAAAACAAAAUAGCCGAAUUAGAGAAUGAAAAAUUAAUUCUAAAUAAUAGAAUUGAUUCAUUAAUUUCAAAUAAGUCUUCUCCAGAGAAUGAAAUAAGGCAAAUGUCACAAACAAUCGAAGGAUUGAAAAAUACAAUUACAGAUCUUACAAAGCAAAUCAGAAAAUUGCAAAAGGAGAAUGACACUCUUAGGGAAAGCUCAAUGAUGAUUGCAGGGGAAGAAAGCAAAGAAGAAACUAAACUCAAAGAAGAAAUCGCAGAACUUAAAUUCCGUUUGUCACAAAUGCAAUCAGAGUUAAUAAAUGCAAAUUCUAAGCUUUCGGAUGCAAUUAGUUCGGACAGACAAAACUUCAGCAAUAAUACUGAUGAAGUAACUAAAGCUAACGAGAAUAAAAUCAAAUCAUUAAAUACAAAAUUGAAAAAACUAUCAGAAGAGAAAAAGAAACUUCAAAAUCAAAACAAUAAACUUUUGCAAGAUCUUGAAAAAUUUAGAUCAGAAUAUGAAAAUAUAAGAAGUUUCAUUGAUCAAAAAGGAGAUAAAGAACAAAAAGAUGAAGAAUACACUUUGCUUCAAGAAAAAUACAUUCAACUCCAGAAAGAAUCAAUUUCAUUGAAUUCACAAUUAAAUGAAUUACAGUCAUCAAGAAAGACAAUUAGAACAUUGCAAAGGAAACUUAAAUCUCUUGAAAAUAAUGCAAAUUCAAUAAUGGAAACAGACAGACAUUGCCAUUGUUCCGAAGCAUUAGAACAAUUUAAACAAGAAGUGCUAGAGUUAAAGGAAAUUAUCCUCAAAAACGACGAAGCUUCAUCUAAGAUUUCAAAACAGAUAUCAUCUCAAAGCGAUGAGAUCAAAUUAUUAAGAAUUCAUUCAAAAGUAACCGAUUCAACAGAAAAAUUGGCAAGGAUGACAACAAAAGCAAUCAGUAAUACUGCACAUUUUAUUUCAGAACAACACAACGAAUUAAUGAUAAAAAUGAGAGAAUGA
This is a messenger RNA of Trichomonas vaginalis G3, 6033 nucleotides long. RefSeq names its product A-type inclusion protein-related family. The transcript has a single exon. The coding region runs from base 1 to 6033 and encodes 2010 amino acids. The record is from RefSeq and is a predicted model, not a curated record. NCBI's taxonomy places the organism in Eukaryota, Parabasalia, Trichomonadida, Trichomonadidae.